AUGUCGCUCGUAUUCCCUCCUGGAACCACACAGGACCUUUUCACCAACUACAAACCGUCCACAAACGCCCAUGUCGACUUCUUAUCGGAGGGGUCCGCGAGUGGAUCGGGCUCGAGCCAGAAGGAAGGAGUCAAGACUGUCAAGCUUGCGCUGAGAGUGCGGCCAGUGCAGCCAACAUCAAAGGAGCUGCUUGACACUCUCCUACCGGCGAUCCCUCUGAUCCUAUCCGGAAAGCCGACAGCGUCUUCCUUCCAUGCUCUCUCGUCAGCAUGCCACCGGCUCGUCCUUCCACCGCACAAUCUGGGUCCCACGAUUUAUACGAAGGUCACAGAGGAGCUGGAGAAGAGCGUACAAGGUCUGGCGAGGGAAUGGAGAGGAUCGAUCAUGGGUCGUGAGGCUGGAUGGCUGGACCGACUCAGCCAGGGGUGGAGGGAAUGGGAGAGCAAAGUAGGGAUGCUUUCGGCUGUAUUUGUCUACCUCGACAGGGUCUACUCGAACGGGACGACCGGAAUCGCAUCGAUCCGAGAGCUGGCGAUCUCCACCUUCCAGAAGGGGAUCUGGGGAAAUGAGCUUCUCUUCCAGAAGACUCGGGAUGACUUUUUGGCCUGGGCAGCUGCGGAGAGGGAGGAAGGUAAGCCGGACGAAGGCGCUCGACCGACCAUCAUCGCCAUCACUGCUCUCUCGAAGCUUCUUGAUCGAUACACCUCCAUCCUCACCCCGUAUCAGAACGACGCUAUCGGAUACUACACUGCUCAGGCCGAGGUCAACAUCGGGGCCGCAGCUUCGAAAGACCAAAGCAUGUCCCCGACACGAUACGUCGAGUGGGCGAUGGAGAAGGUCGAAGAAGAGCGGGAACGGGUGGCGACCUGUCUCGGUCCCGACUCGACAGACAGGCUGGUACUGGGACUGAGGGUGGUCUUAGGCGGUCAAGUCAAGGACAAGAUCGUCGGACGAGCUCUCGACGAGGCCAUGAAUCUAGCAGACGCGCAAGCCCUGGCUCGACUGUACAAGUUUAGCGUGGACGCCUUGUUCUUUCCCGACUUCUCACUUGCUUUGCGUGCCUACAUCGAAAACCGCCUUCGGACGCUCAUCCAAGACCCCAACAACGACCCGCACAUGAUCGAGGAAACGCUCAAGCUCAAGCGCUUCACAGACAAGUCCAUUGCUGCGCUCUUCGCCUCGCCCAAAGCCGCCCCUGCCGAGAAGCUGCCCUCAGCGGCUGACCAGGACGAAGAGAUGGACCUGGACGAAGACGAGGCGGAGGAAGCAGAGGAUGACGCAGUGAUCGUCUCGGGUCCGAUGCGGGAGAAGCAGCUGGAUCUACAAGAUGCUGUCAGGACUGGAUUCAAGGCCGGGAUGGGGUCCAGGCAGAAUGCUCCGGCAGAAUGGAUCGCCAAGCAUCUUGACCAGGUCAUGCGCCGCGGACAAGGAUCCGGGACGGAGGCUGCCUUCAACGCUCAGCUCGACGAGAUCAUCGCUCUCAUCGGAUUCACUCGGGACAAGGACGUCUUCAAGGCAUUCUACUCGUCCCAGCUGGCGAAGCGAUUACUGUUGAACAAGAGCGCGAGUGAUGAUAUGGAGCGAAACAUGAUCAUCAAGUUGCAGAAGGAGAUGGGGGAGGAGUUUACUACAGGAGACGUCAUGAUGAAGGAUCUUGCCCUCUCCGAGACCCUCGUCAAGACUUACCUGACCCACCUCGCCAAGUCCGCCGACGCCUCUGCGGACCCCACCGCCCUCUCCGCCAACGUCCUCACCGAGUCCGCCUGGCCUGCCUACCCUCUGCUCAAGGACGGCUGGGCCUUCAAGCUUACGCCCGAACUGCAGAGCUCCGUCGACGAGUUCACAAAGUGGUAUGCCACCCAACACAAGAACCGGCAACUGUCUUGGCGAUGGCAGCUGGCGACGGUGACGCUUACUGGACGAUUCGGGACGGGGCGGUACGAGAUUGGCGUGAGCUUGUUCCAGGCGGUGGUUCUCAUGGGAUUCAAUGAGGAGGAUGAGCUGGAUUUCAAGACGAUCAAGGACCGGACGGGUAUCGAAUCUACCGAGCUCGUCCGGACCCUCCAGUCCCUCUCUCUCGGCCGGAAAGGUACCCGCGUGCUCCUCAAGAAGCCAGCCACGAAAGAAGUCAAUCCGACCGAUACGUUCCGGUACAACAAAGCCUUCACGUCCGACCGGAUCAAGUUUAGGAUCAACCAGAUCCAGCAGGACAUGUCCGCCGAAGAGAGCAAGAAGACGAAUGAGCAAGUAGCGGUGGAUAGGGUGUCGGUGCUCGAGGCGACAAUUGUACGGAUUAUGAAGGGGCGUAAGAAGGCUUUGAUGGGGCAGUUGAUUGAUGGGGUGGUGGGCGAUGUGAGCAAGCGGUUCCCGCCCGAUGUGAAGGAGAUCAAGAAGAGGGUGGAGAGUCUGAUUGAGAGAGAGUUUUUGAUGCGAGAUGAAGGGGACAGGAAUCUGCUUCAUUAUCUCGCCUGA
This is a messenger RNA of Dioszegia hungarica, 2472 nucleotides long. RefSeq names its product putative ubiquitin-protein ligase. The transcript has 10 exons. Gene Ontology annotation, biological process: protein ubiquitination; ubiquitin-dependent protein catabolic process; DNA damage response. The record is from RefSeq and is a predicted model, not a curated record. Bases 1 to 2472 code for a protein of 823 amino acids. NCBI's taxonomy places the organism in Eukaryota, Fungi, Basidiomycota, Tremellomycetes, Tremellales, Bulleribasidiaceae. Gene Ontology annotation, cellular component: Cul4-RING E3 ubiquitin ligase complex. Gene Ontology annotation, molecular function: ubiquitin protein ligase binding.